AAGGAACGAAACGUAAAAACAUGAGAUCAUGAAUUCAUAUUACAGAAUUCCAAAAGAUUUUCUUCAAAUGCACGAAUCUUGACGGACAAACUUAUCUAAAAUCAUGGGGUGUAGCGUAACUAGAAUUAUCUCUACACAUUUCCUUGAAAGAUACCCUCCCCUAGCAGCAUAGUUAAUAAUAUUGUACGGCGUGAAAAAUAUUUGAAUUUAUAUAUUGGGUUUGACCAUAUUCAUUGGUUUGGAGAUGGCAAGCAGAUUGGGUACAAGCAAUAGUAUGUAACAGGAAGGGAGAAAAUGCAACGGACCAGACUGGGAUUCGAACCCGGGCCCCCUGAAUCUCUAGUCAGGUGCUCUACCAACUGAGCUAACUGGCCACCGGCGAUCGAACCCGGCUGACCGCUACAAGUUUGGUGAAAUCGCAAUAAGUGGCUCUAUGUGCAAGUGGACCUGAAGUGAAAUCUGAUGACAUCAGAAGUUGCCUAUAGAAGGCUAAAUGUUGGAAUUGCUCUGCCAACAUAAGGUUAAAGUCUUCCUCCUUUACAUCAUAAUGGCCGCCCUGAUUGCUAACUUGAUAGGAAUAGUGUCCCGAAUAUUGACGUCAGGCAAAAAUCCCCCGACUGGCACUCAUUCCAGCAGAUCUAGCAAAUACAAUUUGCCAUAUCCCCGGACACCGCAUAUGGUUUUAGAAAAUGAUGUCAUACAAGGGCGAAGAGUCUUAAUUAUCGGCGAUGUGCAUGGUUGCCUUGAAGAAUUAAAGGAAUUGUUGGAGGAAGCUAAAUCUCGGUGUGCGAAUCACGAGAUACUUCCAGUUUUCGUGGGUGAUCUUUUGUCUAAAGGUCCGUAUCCCUUAGAAACGAUGGCAGGACUACAUGACAUACAACAUUUCGCUGUGCGUGGAAAUCACGACGAGGCAGUACUGAAGCAAGCCCUACUUUAUAAACAGUCGGAGAAUUACAAAUUUCCACCAAAGUAUGAAUGGGUCCAGAAGCUUUCUGAUCGAGAUAUCGCGUAUCUUCGGGAACUUCCGUAUACAAUCGCCAUUCCGAGUUUGAAUGUCGUAAUCGUUCAUGCGGGACUGAUUCCUGGGACUGCCUUGGCAGAACAGAACUUAACUAACAUGAUCAUAAUGCGAAACAUUCGAAAAUCUGAUGACGGAACAUUCACUGCUGCUGAACUUGCAAACGAGGGAAAGGCCUGGGCGUCAUUUUGGUCGGGUCCUGACCACGUGUACUUCGGUCAUGAUGCUGUUCGACAGUUGCAGGAACAUGCGCACGCCACGGGACUUGACACUGGUUGUGUAUACGGAUACAGACUGACCGGUGUACUUGUUUCGGAGGAGAAGAAGGAAUUCAUUCAUAUCAAAGCGAAACGCGUCUACAAACAAACUUAAUACAUUAAAUGACAAGCCUUUAAAA
This is a messenger RNA of Ostrea edulis (European flat oyster), 1415 nucleotides long. RefSeq names its product bis(5'-nucleosyl)-tetraphosphatase PrpE [asymmetrical]-like. Bases 494 to 1390 code for a protein of 298 amino acids. Gene Ontology annotation, molecular function: endopolyphosphatase activity; phosphatase activity. NCBI's taxonomy places the organism in Eukaryota, Metazoa, Mollusca, Bivalvia, Ostreida, Ostreidae. Gene Ontology annotation, cellular component: cytoplasm. Gene Ontology annotation, biological process: polyphosphate catabolic process. The record is from RefSeq and is a predicted model, not a curated record. The transcript has 3 exons.